This is a messenger RNA of Grus americana (Whooping crane), 1684 nucleotides long. RefSeq names its product homeobox C6 (gene HOXC6). The coding region runs from base 770 to 1507 and encodes 245 amino acids. The transcript is spliced from 2 exons. The record is from RefSeq and is a predicted model, not a curated record. Gene Ontology annotation, biological process: regulation of transcription by RNA polymerase II; anterior/posterior pattern specification. Gene Ontology annotation, cellular component: nucleus. Gene Ontology annotation, molecular function: DNA-binding transcription factor activity, RNA polymerase II-specific; RNA polymerase II cis-regulatory region sequence-specific DNA binding. Lineage: Eukaryota; Metazoa; Chordata; Aves; Gruiformes; Gruidae.
CCCCUCUCUUUAUGUAAUAUUUUCUCAUCAGGAACACGACCAUUUGAUUCCAUAAUAUUGACCAAUGCUACAUGAGAACAAGAAGGGAAAAAAAAAGAAAAAAAGGAGGGUAAUUUAUGGCUUAAUAUUCUGUGGACAUCUGAGAUUUAUUACUGUGAAUUCUGAGCUAUUUUAUUACAAGAUAUUAAGCAAACAUUUCCAAAAAAAACACAAAAAUAAAAACAAAAACAAACCAAAACACAGGCAACGUAAUGCACAGACACACAGACGGUGCUUCCAAACCUCAGUGUCCAUUAGCAGAAAAGGGGGGGUGGGGGUGGAGGGGGUUGGGGGGGGUGGGGGAAGGAAAAGUUAAGCCUGGCUUAAGAAAUUUGUACACCCCACCACCACCCCACCACCACCCCCCCCCCCCCCCCCCCCCGCAGCCCAGCUGCCUCCCCAGGCAGGACCCCCAGCCCUGGCUCCAGGAGCGCUCCCCUCCCCACCGCAUCCUCCCCAUCCCCCGGCACCCCGGGGGUGCUGGGGGGGUUUUGGGGGUGCAGGACUUACUUUCCAUGCCCACUUAGUUUCAACUAGGGAAUCAACAGAAGCAAAAGCAAUUUUUUCCCUUUUUGACACCCGCCUCCCCAUUGGCUCCCCCCGGGUCAGCUGACUUUGUCAUUUUGUCUGUCCUGGAGCAGAGCCUUCCCUAUAACAAUCUAGUUCAGACUACAAACUGGAGACAGAAAUAAAUAUUAAAGAAAUCACACAGCCAGGUAUAGAGGACGAUAUGAAUUCCUAUUUUACAAACCCAUCUUUAUCCUGCCAUCUAACCAGUGGCCAAGAGGUGCUUCCCAACGUAGCCCUCAAUUCAACUGCCUAUGACCCUGUCAGGCAUUUUUCUACUUAUGGAGCAGCCGUUGCUCAAAACCGGAUUUAUUCUUCUCCUUUUUAUUCACCGCAAGAUAAUGUUGUGUUUAGCUCCAGCCGAGGACCUUAUGACUAUGGAUCUAAUGCUUUUUACCAAGAAAAAGACAUGCUUUCUAGCUGCAGGCAAAAUUCUAUGGGACAUAAUACACAGACAUCAAUCGCACAGGAUUUUACCAGUGACCAAAACAGGAACACUUCGCAAGAACAAAAAACUAGCAUUCAAAUAUACCCAUGGAUGCAGCGUAUGAACUCCCACAGUGUCUGUUUUGUCUCGGCAUCCCUAGGAGUGGGCUACGGGGCCGACCGCCGGCGGGGCCGCCAGAUUUAUUCCCGUUAUCAAACCUUGGAGCUGGAGAAGGAAUUUCACUUCAACCGGUACCUGACCCGGCGGAGGCGGAUCGAAAUCGCCAACGCUCUCUGCCUGACGGAACGACAGAUUAAAAUCUGGUUCCAAAAUCGAAGGAUGAAAUGGAAAAAAGAAAGUAAUUUGAGUUCAACCCUCUCCGGGGCGGGAGGGGGGGCCGCCGCCGCUGCCGCCGACAGCUUGGCCAAGGAGGAAAAGCGAGAAGAGACAGAGGAGGAGAAGCAGAAGGAGUGAAAAAGUGACAGCUCGGCGGCAGGACCCCCCCCCCCCGACCCCCCUUCCAUCCCCCCCCCCCCCCCGUAUUUAUCACUGGCACAAUGUUUGGCUACGUAAAAAAAAAAAAAAUUAAUAAUGAUGGGGGGUUUAAAAAAAUAUGGUCUAAUGUGGACAUCCCCUCCCCACCGCUACACA